This is a messenger RNA of Arachis stenosperma, 3581 nucleotides long. RefSeq lists its product as uncharacterized. Lineage: Eukaryota; Viridiplantae; Streptophyta; Magnoliopsida; Fabales; Fabaceae. The transcript is spliced from 3 exons. The record is from RefSeq and is a predicted model, not a curated record. The coding region runs from base 2223 to 3110 and encodes 295 amino acids.
GCAGUAAAUCAGUUAUGAUAUCAAAUGAGUUUUGAUUAUCAAUUAAAACUGCUCAUAAAUCAAGCAAUUUAGCAUUAUAAAAUCUGCUAAAUAACAUUGUUACUUGAAGCUUGAUUUAAAUGUUACAGGUUUAUGCUUCCCUUGGUAAAAUAGCAUAUAUUGAGGGGGAGCCAUGUGACAUUUUGAAAGGGGGAGAAAUUCAAAUCAAAGGGAGUAUUACCUACUCAAUUUUUAAUUUCUUUCCAUUUCAAUUUUAAUAAUGUUUGUCAUCAAGGGGGAGAUUGAUGAGUUUGGAAAACUCUAAAAAUAAUACUUGUGAUGACUAAAAUAUUAUUAAAAUAAAUAAUUGCAAAAUUAUUAAUCUGACUUUCAUUUAACAUUUUUGAUUAAUAAUUUUGUUGCAGAUUUUAUGUUGGGCCGAGAAAGGAGUUUCUGACUUAAGCCCAACAAUUAGCCUUGAUGCAUGCAUUAUAUCAUGAGGCUGAAAUUUUAUAUUAAUGGGCCAGAAUAAAUAAUAAUGUUGCAGGCCCAAUGCUCUAUUGUUUGCUUUCCAUGCUUGAUCCGUUACACAAUUUUAUCAGGAAAGCAAAUGCUUAUUAAAUGGGCCGGCUUUGAUCAUUUUGUCACAAGCCCAAAAUCAUACUAAAGAGAAUAGCUUCCAUGCUUGGUCCGAAAUAAAAGAAAAAUGAAAGCAUAAUGCUUCCAACGGAACCAAGCUUUAACAAAGUGAUGGAUUUCAAAAUCUAUUACAUUGUUAAUUAAUGCAUGGGGAACAUGAGAGAGAAAAUACAGCUGAAUUGAUUGAUGGGUGUUAUGUCAAACACGCCACUCUAUGCUAAGGGAAGUAAAAGCAAGCUAUGCCUAAUUAAUUGUUUAACUUCUUUGCAUUACUUUUCUUCUCUUCAGAUUUCUUUCAUUCUCUCUCAUCUCUUUCUUCUUCUCUAUUCGGUCCUUGUCCAGGAAACAAUGGAGGCCGUGCUCUUCAACGAAGAAAAGGAAAGAGAAGCAUGCAUCAAGACCAUCAAGCUAAUGAUGGCAAGAAAACAUACCAAAAGAAAGAUGAGCUGUGGCUAGGAUGCUUACCAAAUAUGGUUAGAUUUGGUGAAGCAAUCUUGAGCCUUUCAUGCUCAAAAUGGAAGAAGAAGAUUCGGCCAGCUAAGGGAGAUUCUUGGAGCAUGGCUUGUCUUCGAAUCUGACCAACCACCACAGGGAGUAGCUAGAGUGGCGAAGUGAUGGUUGGAGGCAGAGUUUGAAGCAGAUGAAGUCAUCAUCAUCAUGAGGCAUCAAGGGCCAGAAAUCCAUCUUGGAGAGCAAGCCAAGGAUGGAGAGCCCGGAUUGAUGAAGGUUGAUGAUCAAGAAAGGACUAGAGGUAAUUGCAUGUUGGUUAAUGCAUGGUUAUCUCUUCUCUCUCUGUGUGGCCGAACCGGUUUGUUGAAGGAGGAAGAAAGUUGGUUCGGUUUUGGCUUCAAGUGUGGAGGCUUUCCUGUUUCUUUAAAAAGGGGGAACAACCACUGUUUGAAGUAAGGAGAAAAUUUGAGAGUGCAAGGCACAGAGUUCUCAGAGCUACCUGAGCUAACAGAUUUCUCUUCUCCUUCAAUGUAUUCUGUUUAGUAUUUUUCUGUUUAAUUUUGUCAUGUCUUGAGUCUCAUGGUAAAAGGCAAACAGUGAGGUUUGUAAUGAAAAAGCCAUAGAGCGGAAAAAGGCAGAAAGUGCAAAAUUAAGAGAAAAAGCCAUAGAUGUCUUAGAGGUCCUUUGUUCAUCUAUGUUGUGUAUCAUGAUUCUGUUGGAAUCCCCUUGUAAGUUGGGUUAGCACUUUACAAGUUGUAAUCUGGUUGAUUAUAGUGAAAUUCCAUCAUGUUUGUGAUGGAGACUGGAUGUAGGCUGCACUGCACUUAGCAGCCGAACCAGGAUAUAUCUGGGUGCAAGUUCUUUCUCUUUCUACUCCAUUUCUGUUUUCUGCCACACACGAGCAAAAGCUAGAAUUAUCUCGUGCCAAGUGACGAGACGAAACAAAAAGUCUCGUGGCAAGGGACGAGACAAAACUGAGUUGCUCGUAUCCAGUGACGAGCAAGAAACAGAAAAGUCUCUUCAGAAGGACAGCAAGUGUUAGCCUCGGAAAAAGGGGGCUAAGAUUCAACCCCCCCUCUCUUAGCCACUGAAACCAUCAAUAAUUUAUAUUGUUAUUUGUUAUAAUAUCUUCUAAGGUAAAGGAUAUUUCCAAGAUGGAAAUUUUGAUUCUGAAUUGGAGACACACUGAAGCUUUAAGUUCAUGGUUGACAAAAUUGAAUAACGAAAAUCUUGAGAGUUUGAAUGAACUUGUCCUUGUUGUUGAUGAUGGGAAGAGUAACUGUAAUGUGGCGGUUAAAUUAUUUGAGAAGACACCCAAGUUGGAAACACUGAAAGUAAUAGGCCUUUACUGUGAUGAAAUCCUCAAAAAUAUAUUUCCCUCCCAUGAUAAAGCUACUAAUAAGGAGAUUCUUGGAAACUUAAAAGAAUUGUACCUAUUCAACUUAGAUGAGUUGAAAUCCAUGAGUGGGGUAGAAUACUUGUCAAAUCAGCUGCGUCUAUUACGUGUUUCUUAUUGUCCAAAAUUGACAACAAUAGUGCUACAAUCUCCCUCCUUUCUAAAAGAACUGCACAUAGGAGCAUGUGAUGCAAUGCUGCGUCUAUUCAUAUCUUCAACAGCGAAAAUGCUAAUACACCUUGAGGAGUUGCAAGUUGAGAAGUGCAGAUCUUUGAAAGAAAUCGUGGGGGAAGAACAGCAGAGUGCUAUGACGGAAGACGAAGUUAUUGAAUUUGAGCAGCUAGAGAGGAUAAUCCUUCGAUCUUUGGAAAGCCUGGAAUGCUUUUAUUCAGGGAAUGCCACUUUGAAGUUGCCCUCUCUCAUUCAACUGGACAUAGUGGAUUGCUCCAAGAUGAAAGUUUUCUCUCAUGGAAAUGUCGGCGUUUCUAGAAGCAUUCAAGUUUCUUACAACGACUCAAGUGAUGAUUUUGUCUUCCUCCGUGAUCUUAAUAAUGCCGCUCUAGUAGUAUUGCAGUCUCUAAGUCAGGAAAAUGACAAAGCUCAAAAGCAAAGGCAGCAGCUCCAGGAGGACAAAGAAAGAUCUUAGCAAGGUAACCUGUUUCAAUUGCAAGGAAAUGGGUCAUUUCAAAUCUGAUUGUCCCAAGUUGAAAAAGGAAGAGAAGCCGAAAAAGGUGAAGAAGAAGGGACUGAUGGCCACAUGGGAAGAUUUGGAAAAUGACUCAAAUGAUGAUGAUGAAGAGUCUGAGACCAAAUCACAGCACUGUCUUAUGGCAAAUGAGAUAGAUCAGGUAUCAUUUCAAAACUCUAACACUGAAGAUCUUCAUCUCAUGAUAGAUCACCUUUCUGAAAAAAUUAGAUGUUUUUUAGCUGAGAAUCAAGAUCUUGAACAGCAAAAUUUCAUUCUUAAAGCUGAAAAUGAUUUCCUCAAAGAAAAACUAAGAGAGGCCGAAACCGCUUGUGAUCUUGUGGAAGAAAACAAGCAGUUAAAAGCCCAAGUUAGAAGCUGUGAAAGUGAUCAUUCUGUUCUUGCAUAUGUGAAUUAUUUUAAACAAAAUGA